Messenger RNA from Cloeon dipterum, 1362 nucleotides. RefSeq lists its product as uncharacterized. Gene Ontology annotation, cellular component: nucleus. NCBI's taxonomy places the organism in Eukaryota, Metazoa, Arthropoda, Insecta, Ephemeroptera, Baetidae. The transcript has 2 exons. The record is from RefSeq and is a predicted model, not a curated record. Gene Ontology annotation, biological process: positive regulation of transcription by RNA polymerase II. Bases 1 to 1362 code for a protein of 453 amino acids. Gene Ontology annotation, molecular function: protein binding; transcription cis-regulatory region binding.
AUGUCAGAGAAAAUUCCAAGGAUGGAAUGCAACCCAAGGGAAACGCUUGAAGAAAAAAUAAAAUUUUUAGAAAAGAAUAGAGCAGGCGAUAUUCCAAUUCUUCUUUUCGCGGCAAAAGUUGGCGAUGAAGAAGUUUGCGAAUAUCUUGUGCAGGCAGGCCAUUACGGCGGCGUAACCGAAGCUAAAAGCGGUGCCAAUGUCUUUCAUUUUGCUGCUGAGAACGCUGUCCACGGACUGCAAUUGAUCGAAAUAUUUUUAGUAAGCCACGGAGCCGAUGCCCAAAAGAAGAAUUACGAAGAAACUGACGCAGUCACACACGCUUUUAGGAACAAAAACAUCUAUUUUGCGAUGAAACUAUUCAAAUUUUACGAAUACCCGGGCAGCCUCCUGCUUCACUGCAUUUGCGAAGGCCUGGAAUUAUUGAAAUUCGCUUUUGAAAAAGACAAUUCAGUGGUGAAAAAGAAAGGAAGUGAUCGAUUCGACGAGAAACUGCUAAUCGAGGCAGCCAUGUACACGGACCUGCCAACCUUGCAGUGGUUCCUCAGCAUCUGCGGCGAAGAACUGGCCAAGGACGACGGCUGGAAGUUAGAUGCCGUCCUCAAAGCCACGCGGAAUAAGAGACACGGCAGAAGAAUCACCCGCUACCUUCUCAAAUCCUUCAGAUUUACCCUGACAACUGAAAACCUGGCACUAUUACUGGGCGAAUCCCUGAUACAGGGAAACAUCAAGAUGGCGACAACCCUGUUGGACCACGGUGCCGACAUCAAACUUGUGGCUGAUGAACAAGCUCCUCUGCAUUUUUGCGUCGUGGAAAAUUCCUUAGCGGGCGCCAGGUUCGUGCAUGAGAAGGACAGAACGCAGAUGGAUUUGAUGACAGAGGACGGAGAAACGACGCUGCACUUGGCUGCCGAGUUUUCCAGCGUCAGGAUGUGCGAGUGGCUGAUCAAGGAGGGCCAAGACCUCAGCGCCAUCAACCCGAAGAUGGAGUCCACCUUUUUGCACUGCGCCGCUUACAACCACGACCAAGGAGGGAAAAUCAUUCGGCAUUUCGGCCAACGACUGCGUGAAGACCUGAACAGGCGAGACAAAUUGGAAGAAACGCCACUGCAUAAGGCCCUGAAAUCGAGAAACCUGAAAGCGGCAGAGGCGCUAAUCGAGAUGGGCGCCGACCUGGACGUGAAAUUAAAGAUGUGCAACCUGCUGCUCUACUGUUUGGGCAACAAUGUGCUCUCUAGUGCAAAGUUUAUUUACGCUAAGGACGCUAAACAGAUUGAAGGACUGGGCAAGAACAAGGAAACGGGUCUGCAUAUCGCUGAAGAGUAUCAAAACUAUCACAUGUUAGAGUGGUUGCUCAACGUAUAG